Messenger RNA from Thalassophryne amazonica, 3279 nucleotides. RefSeq names its product mitochondrial fission process 1 (gene mtfp1). Gene Ontology annotation, biological process: mitochondrial fission. The transcript is spliced from 4 exons. Bases 70 to 552 code for a protein of 160 amino acids. The record is from RefSeq and is a predicted model, not a curated record. Lineage: Eukaryota; Metazoa; Chordata; Actinopteri; Batrachoidiformes; Batrachoididae. Gene Ontology annotation, cellular component: mitochondrion.
UCACGGUGCCUCUCACUUACGCCGACUGUAGGUACAGCAGCAGCAUCGUGGGAUGGAGUGAAACAAGGCAUGGAUUCCACUGAGGAAAAACCGAGAAAAGAAGUCGACCUUUAUCGUGACACAUGGGUUCGUUUCCUGGGCUAUGCUAAUGAGGUUGGGGAGGCUUUUCGUGCCUUGGUGCCGGUGAGUUUGGUAUGGACCAGUUACAUUGUGGCUACUACGUAUGUUACUGCUGAUGCUGUGGACAAAGGGAAGAAAGCAGCUGUGGCUCAUGGGGAAAACCCUGGAAGGACAGCACGAGUGGCUGUGGCAGUGGUGGAUACGUUUGUGUGGCAGGCCCUCGCCUCUGUGAUCAUUCCGGGCUUCACCAUCAACCGUGUGUGUGCUGCUUCACUCCACCUGAUGGGCAGAGCCACCAGGUGGCCGCUGCCCGUACGCAAGUGGACCACUACAGCUAUAGGCCUUUCCACCAUCCCCUUCAUCAUCACACCUAUAGAUAGGUCAGUGGAUUUGCUGCUGGAUUCAAGCCUUCGGAAGCCUACGAUGAGGUAGAGAAGCACAAAUAAGAAGCAUUGGUGCAGGACAGGUUGACCCUCCUCGUGAAGAAACCCAGUCCAGUCUACAUAAAGUUGUGCUGGUUCAACACCACUGUGACGUGUAUCAGGGAGCAAGAUUUAUGUUCAGUACAGAAAAAUGUUUGAGUCAGGGAUGUGUAGUAAAAUAUGAACAUGUCUGAUGUGAAAUGGGGAUAUCCCGCUGUUUAAUUUUUUUAUUUUAUUUUUUAGCAGGAACAUGGCAUGCGUGUGUUUCCUGCUGUCAUUAUACUGAUUGUGCUUUAAAGGGUUCGAGCCUGAACUGUUUCUCUGACUUGCAGAGCUCACAUGCAGUCAGCUAGAGACGGCGUCAACAUAAUCCACACUUGCUGUGCUUGUAUAAUCAGUGGUACUGUAAUAAUGAGCAAAAAAAGCCAAUUUUGUUAUGUGUUCCUCUAUUUGUAGUUUUAUUUAAAGUUUGUCUUGAAUCGUUUGUCGUUUCAUCCUGAAAAUAUGUGUCUGUUACUUGGGACUGAUGUUUUAAAAGGGUUUGCUAUUGCACUUUUUUUUCCUCUAUUCUACCUUAGUGUUGGUGAUGGGAGUCAUUCUGGUUUACACUUGGAGAAUUUUGUUAAUCAAAGAUGUCCUUUACUGUACAUUAUACACUAGGUUAAGGUACUCAGAAUACUUAUUGUAACAUCACGUAAUUUAGCAGCCAGUCUCAAAUGAUGAUUGCACAGCAUCUGUUCAUUUUCAGGUUGCAGCCAAGUAUUAACUUCUUUAAUCGUAUUCUUGUAGCAUCAAGAGAUAACUUGCCUAGACGCUAUACUUCCUGUUAUUUCAAGCCAAUUAUCUAGUGGAACUUUUGGUGUUCACAUAAAAUUGUUGCACAAUACUUGAAGGUCGGUGACACCUCUAGCUGAAGAGUAACUAAAAUAUAAGUUCAUGCUUUAACAACCGAGCCAUAUGAGACAUUGUUACCAAAAAAGCCCCAAUGCUCUACUCACCUUUGGCAAUUGUUCGUUUGCAAGCAAUCCUUCUUUGAAAAUUUAGGAAGUUGUCCAUUGAGUCAACGAGGCGUGCCACUUUUACAUGUACGAUACUGGAACCUUGAGUAUCUGCGAAUACCUAUACAACCCAACACUAUUUUCCGCAUCUUAAAACAAUAAUCUGUUAAUUAAUGCUUUUGUCUGGGUGGUUUUGCUGACCUUGCCAUCUACAUAGCCCACUCAAACUGACAAAUAAAAAAAUUAUACUCCCCUAAAGGAAAAUGUACAUAGCUCAGUGAAAUCCAAUAAUUUUGGCCUAUAUCAGACCUGAUACUGAUCCAAGAUAUCAGAUUGGCACACCCUUGGGAUAAAAACCUCUACAAGUUGGCAAUAAAGUAACGCUAAUGGUGUACUAAUAAAAAAUAAAACGCCACCAUGUCAGCGGUUCUACAAAUGUGUAGAAAUAUGAUCAGCUCAACAUACUUUUUUGUUUUAUUCUAAUAUGCCAAUUUAUAACAAUCCUGUGCUGUUUUCAGAUGUUAGCGUUUGUCAGUUCCUUUAUAGUUGAUGCAGCAUAUUGAAAAUUGUCUCUAAAAAUUCAAUAAUAUCACUACCUAAUGUGUGGGCAAUAUUGAUAAUGUAUGGACUACACUGAGUAAACUGAAAUUUGAGUCCUACUGUCUGUCUCUUAUUGAUAUGUUUAGUUUUAUAGCAAGUUUUCCAAAAAGUGAUUUCUCUCAUCUCUUAGAAUUGUGAAAUGCGAGUCCAGCACUCAGAGGCUUGAUUAAAGUCAAUAGUUUUGAUGUCUCCGAUGGUUUUAAAUUGUGAACUUGUCCUCUUAAAAUUUACAGGUAUUUCAUACUUUGUGGGGCUCGAUAUUAAACUGUAGCUCAUUUUUAAAUAUGCAAGAAGGUCAUUGUAUAAAUAUGAUGGACUUCCAUAUUAAAAGGGAUUGUACUUUACAUUUAAGGUACAUAGUUACAUAAUAUUAAAAGUUUCACUAUAAGGGGAAAUGUGAUGGAGUGUAGCUUGAAACUUGGAGCCGUCAUGCUACAGUGUGGAAUAUACUGUAUUGUGAUUGGUUAUUGCCAAUUUUGCUGUCAUAUUGUAUAAUUUUUUUAGCAGUAUAAGUACUGUGUCAAUGUCACAUUGAAUUCACAUGGUUGUGACUGAGUUUUUCAGUGUGGAUGUGCAAUUUUGCUUGUUCAUGCUGAGUGCUGAUACAAGUGUUGUAGUGGUACCUAUUCAAAGAAUACAUAACAAAAACUGCUUACAAGACUUUUUUAAGUGGUUAAAAUGCCUGAAUGGUCCAACAAAUAAAGCAGAAGUACAUCAGUACUGUAUUUACAAAACGCAGAACUUUCCUUUUCAUUUGGUGGUAAAACAACAGUAAUACAUACCUACGAAAUCCUGUCCCAUCUUUAUGUCCAACUUGAGAAAUAAAUAUUUUUUAUUAAUGCAUGCUGCAAAUUGAGGCAGAUGUUUAGCUUUAUUUUUUUAAAUGAAUAUUUUACGUGUUCAGAUGUGGCAGGUGGCUGAGAAGUGAGAUGUUUUUGACACACUUGGAAGCCUCAAAACCAUUUCCCUUUCCUGUAGUUCCCAAGAUAGAAUAUCUUUCAAAUGUGAAGUCGGCUGUAACUCUGUUCAUUGUAAUCGACAGCUUUUAUUCACAUAUUUUACACUGGAACUACUUCUACAGCACUGAAAAACCAACUCACUUCUGACUCCAUAGUGAAAUAAAUUGUAUCGUAAAAGAA